Messenger RNA from Salvelinus namaycush (lake trout), 855 nucleotides. RefSeq names its product tropomyosin alpha-1 chain. Gene Ontology annotation, molecular function: actin filament binding. The coding region runs from base 1 to 855 and encodes 284 amino acids. Lineage: Eukaryota; Metazoa; Chordata; Actinopteri; Salmoniformes; Salmonidae. Gene Ontology annotation, biological process: cardiac muscle contraction; actin filament organization. The record is from RefSeq and is a predicted model, not a curated record. Gene Ontology annotation, cellular component: actin filament. The transcript has 9 exons.
AUGGACGCCAUCAAGAAGAAGAUGCAGAUGCUUAAGCUAGACAAGGAGAAUGCCUUGGACAGAGCUGAGGGAGCUGAGGGAGACAAAAAGGCAGCGGAGGACAAGAGCAAACAGCUUGAGGAUGACCUGGUAGCGCUGCAGAAGAAGCUGAAGGGAACAGAGGAUGAGUUGGACAAGUACUCUGAGUCUCUUAAGGAUGCCCAGGAGAAACUUGAACUCGCUGAGAAGAAAGCCACAGACGCCGAGGCUGAUGUAGCUUCCCUGAACAGACGUAUCCAACUGGUUGAGGAGGAGUUGGAUCGUGCUCAGGAGCGUCUAGCCACAGCUCUGACCAAGCUGGAGGAGGCUGAGAAGGCUGCUGAUGAGAGUGAGAGAGGCAUGAAGGUGAUUGAAAACAGAGCAUCGAAGGAUGAGGAGAAGAUGGAGCUGCAGGAGAUCCAGCUGAAGGAGGCCAAGCACAUCGCUGAGGAGGCUGACAGGAAAUACGAGGAGGUCGCCCGUAAGCUGGUCAUCAUUGAGAGUGAUCUGGAACGUACAGAGGAGCGCGCUGAGCUCUCUGAAGGCAAAUGCGCUGAGCUUGAGGAAGAGUUGAAGACAGUCACAAACAACCUGAAGUCUCUUGAGGCUCAGGCAGAGAAGUACUCACAGAAGGAGGACAAGUAUGAGGAGGAGAUCAAGGUUCUCACAGACAAGCUAAAGGAGGCUGAGACCCGUGCUGAGUUCGCUGAGAGGUCCGUGGCCAAGCUUGAGAAGACCAUUGAUGAUCUGGAGGAUGAGUUGUAUGCACAGAAGCUGAAGUACAAGGCCAUCAGCGAGGAGCUGGACCACGCCCUCAACGACAUGACCUCCAUGUAA